AUGACAGUUGAGCAAAUUCAAAGUUUACUGCAAGACAUUUCAACUGAAAUAGACUGUGUGGAUGACCAAGAGAGUGAUAGUGAUCUAAGCAUCGAAGAUGUGGAGGUAAGUGACCACGAAAGCAAUUCUGAACAAGAUUUUUCAGACAAUGAAUCAGAUCUAGAGGCUAGUUUGGGGGACAGUACAUUCUAUAUAGGAAAAGAUAAAAUAACUAAAUGGCAACAAAAAGAGUAUACAACUUCAAAAAUUAGGAAACAUAAUAUAAUAAACGUGGUUCCCGGUCCCAAGGAGUGUGCUAGAAAUAUUGUUAGUGAGAUAGAUGCAUUUCUAAAAAUAAUUGAUCUUGACAUGAUUGACGAAAUCGUAACGUGCACUAAUAUGUAUAUUAGUAAUAUGAGACAACGAGUUCAAUACUCUAGACUCCGAGACUGA
Macrosiphum euphorbiae (potato aphid) is the source of this 432-nucleotide messenger RNA. NCBI's taxonomy places the organism in Eukaryota, Metazoa, Arthropoda, Insecta, Hemiptera, Aphididae. The record is from the annotation of a GenBank genome assembly.